Hypoxylon trugodes is the source of this 2196-nucleotide messenger RNA. RefSeq lists its product as uncharacterized. The coding region runs from base 1 to 2196 and encodes 731 amino acids. The record is from RefSeq and is a predicted model, not a curated record. NCBI's taxonomy places the organism in Eukaryota, Fungi, Ascomycota, Sordariomycetes, Xylariales, Hypoxylaceae. The transcript is spliced from 3 exons.
AUGGAUCGUGUAUCGAGUUAUGUGUCCCGAAAGUCGGGCUCAUUUCCUAGCUUGAUGGCCCGAAAGAGCGAGGUCUAUCUUCCCAUUUCUACAAAACCACAACCCAAAUUUAGAGUCAAAGCCCUAUUAGGUCAUUGCCUUUACCGAAGAGUUGUAAUAUGGACUGUCGUCAUCAUCUUUCUGCUAUCAAUCACCCUCUUCAAUCCACGAUUGACAUCGAGAUCUCGAGAUGUACUAGGAUUCCAGGAGAAUGAGGAAGAUGAUUUCUUGGAGGAUAAUACCAACGGCCCGCACUGGCUCAGGUAUAAGCAUCUUGAUGGUUAUUACAAUGGUCUCAAGUCCUUGGUAUCCUUCUCAGAGUACAAACCCGAGUACCCUAAGCAGUCACGAACUCAGCAACGGGCCACGGAGACUUCAUCCGCUACGCUCCACGACAAGCCGCCCAGGCCUAGUGUAUAUCGUCCUCAUCCAGAUUACGAUUCCGAGGAGUAUCAGAAGACCUAUGUCCCUGUGAAGCGCUGUUACAUCGAUGAAGAUAGAGAGGUACCCGCUCCAGAUCUUUAUGCGUACAACGGUGUUCCUCAGGGUCAACCCAAAGCGGCGAUUGGAUCCUAUGACCUACUAGGUAUUCGAGAAGAUGUCUGUUUCGAUCGCUUCGGUCGCUAUGGCCCAUAUGGUCUCGGGUAUGACUUAGAAUCUGGUGGUACAGGCGAAGCUCUAGAUACAGAGCAUGAGGGUAGCGAAGUCGUCUGGGAAAAGACUGGACAAAUCAACUAUGAAAGUGUCGACUGGGCCGCGGCGCAAGAGCAAUGCUUUGAAUCCAACAAAGGUCGAUUCUACACCGGUAACGAAACCCGAGAUUUCGAAUUGGCACAGGCCGGUCGCAAACGACUUGACCGAAUUGCAAUAGUGAUUCGAAUUUACGUGGGCUUCCAAUGGACGAGCCAUGCUCUUCUUAACUUCCGUGCGAUGAUCAAUGAGCUCAGUCUAAGAUCAGGUGGUGAAUAUGAUGUUCACUUUCUCCUGCAUGUUCGCGAUAACAAUGCGCCUAUCUGGGCGGACCCCGCCACUGUCCAGAACAUCCUCGAUGUCAAUGUACCACCUGAGUUCCAUGGACUCUGUACUCUGUGGUCCGAAGCCCAAAUGAAGCUGUACUACCCAGGCAAUUUCGGCGAGACAUUCGAAAACCCUUCCAAUGGUGAUAUCCACGGAGUUUACCGAUCCGCGCAUAUGCCGCUUCAGCAUUUCGCUAUGAUGCAUCCGGAAUACGCGCACUUCUGGAACUGGGAGAUGGACAUGCGCUGGACCGGAUCAUACUAUGAACUGUUUGACAGGCUUGGCAAAUGGGGUGCGAAACAGAGCCGGCAGGGUAUGUGGGAACGAGCCAGCAAAUAUUAUAUUCCCGGACUUCACGGAAGCUGGGAAAAUUUCACGGAGCUUGUUGAUCAUGAAACUCGAACAUCUGGAAAACGACCAAUCCUAGGACCAGUCGUAUUUACUGGUAAGACUGGUCUUGGAGAGGGUGAGGUUUUUCUGCCAGCAAGUUGCGCUAGCGGUUCGGAUAUGACGCAAUGUGGCGUUGGUGAAGAUGCAGACCUCAUCACACUUAACCCACUAUUCGAUGCCGAUGAGUCCGGUUGGGUAUUUGCUGGUGAUGUGACCGGGUACGACAAGCAGUACCAGAUGCCACCGCGAAGGUGUGCUAUCGUGACAGCUUCCAGAUUAUCGCGUCGUUUGUUACGCGUGAUGCACGAGGAGACAUGGCGUCUGCACCAUAGUAUGUUCAGCGAGAUGUUCCCGCCUUCUAUGGCUCUUCAUCAUGGUCUGAAAGCUGUGUAUGCGCCGCACCCUGUAUACUUGGACCGAAAAUGGCCUCAGCAAGAGAUUGAGAACGCUUUCAACGGUGGCCGAGACCACACAUCUAGUGGCCACGGCUCCCCAUUCGAUCUAACCAACGAACACAACCAUAAGGGGACAAGUUGGUAUUACAAUAGUGAGUUUGCUGGGCUCCUAUGGCGCCGCUGGCUUGGAUAUGCUCAAAUGGACGGGCGAGGCGAUAAUGGCGGUCGUGCCGGAGAGGGUACCAAGCGAGGCGGACAGAAGGAGGAGGAAGAUCCGAAGAACUCGGGAAGGCUGUGCUUACGCAGCAUGCUAGUACAUCCCAUCAAGUGGGAAAAUCCUGCUGAGCAGGAAUAG